AUCGUGACCUGGCUGAAGUCGGACGCUUAACCGACUGCGCCACCCAGGCGCCCCGAUAAAAACAUUUUUAAAGAAGAAUUUGGUUGAGAGAGAGGUUAAAUAAUCAGGAGAAGUAUUCCACCUCCCGCCUCUCUGGCCAGAACCCCUCCACCUUUUAUUACUCCAUUCAGCUCUCCGUGGAAUCCGGCAUAUUUUAAAGUCAUGACUUUUCUGAUAUUCCAUGCUGGCCAUCCCGUCUUUUCUAUCACCGGACAACAAAUUAUCCCCAAACAGUAAACAGUGGCUCUCUCCCACUUUCUGUGAAUCUGCACAUGGCUCACCGGGGUGCCUCUGAUGUCGGGCAGCGCUGCAGGCCCCACAGAGCUGGACGGGCUCACCCGCACGCCUGCCGGGAGCUUCAGGGCCCGGAGUGGGUUCCCCGCCACGUGGGCCUCUCCAUGGGACCACUCACAGAGCCCGUGCAAGAGAAGGAGCACCUGAGACAGAAGCCAUGGCCUCUUUGUAACCUAACUUCAGAGGUGACAUCCCCUCACCUUCGCUGUGUUCGCUUGUGGAGAAGUGAGUCACUAGGUCCAGCCUACAUCUAGGAGGGAGGGUUCCACAAAGGACUCGUACCAGGGGCAGGGGCCAGUGGGGGCCAGUUAGAGGCUGCCCAGCACACAUCCCGAAACAGCCCAGGAGAGUGCUGCUUUUUAUGUGACGUUCUCUUCCCGUUCAUCAAAAUACUCGCAGAUUCAUCCCUGUAAGCUCUUACCGUGACCUUGUGGCCUCAGAAUAACCUGCUGCUGUUUUACCAUUCUGCAGGAAUACCUCGUGUCAGAUACUUCCCGAAUCCUAUCCAUUUGACAAAAUUUGGGGAAAGUUUGAUAAAAUAGGAAGGUGGCCGUCCUAUUCAAAAUCACUUAGGGAACAGAACAUUCUCCUGUAUCAUAUAAGAGAAAGGCCUCGAUUUUAGGAAAUAUCCACUGAUGUGUUUGGGGGCAAAGAGGCAUGUUGUCUGCAGCUCACUCUCAAAUGGUUCAGGAAAAAAACAGAGCGAGUAAGGAAGCAAACAGGGCAAAAAGAAAGCAGCUGGCAAACCCGAGUAAGAGUAUUUCUGAAUCCCUAGUACUAUGCGUGCGAGCUUUCUGUAAGUUUGAAAUAUGACAAUUAAAAGCUCGGAAAUAAAAAUCUCAGACGCGUCCCAGACCUGCUAAAUGAGAAUUGCAAGCGGGACCUGGGAAACUCGCUUUACGAAAGAUCCUCAGGGGCAUCCUGGUUGCCGAUCAGCAAGGUGUGGGAUGCCCUUGGAGCGUUGCCGCACCACCGCCCUCGGCUCUCCUCCAGCCGUGGAAUCGGCCCCUCGGAGGGAACGGGGCGUGGUGGCAGAUGGGGGUCUAAUUGUGCGGCCCAGGAAGAUGUGCUUGUGGUCCCCGCAAGGGGCAGAAGCAGCGGGUCGCAGCGCAGGGCUGUGCCGAAGGCCUCCCGCCCUGCCUCUUUGGGCGCCUCCCAGUCCCGGGCCACACGCCUCCGGGCCCUGGGCCACCCCGGUGACCAGCGCCGGCCUCGGGAGCCCACCGUGUCUCGGGGAGGCCAGCAGGCAGAGGCAUCGUACCGGCUCUCGCGUCACUGUCCCCCCGCUUGCGGGCGCGUGUGGCACAUGCCCGUCCUGCCCGCGGCGGGCUGGGGGGUGCUCCCCGGAAGUGUGCCUGGUGCUCCGGGCUUCCAACGGCGGUGGGCGUUCACGGGCUUAUGGGAGGCUGGGGGACCAGAGACUGCUGCCGGGCCAGAGAGCGUGGCCACCUCAGAGCUCCCCGCACAGCAGCCUGCGGAAGGGCAGGAGAACGGGGCGAGGCCGGGGCCGGGGAGCAGCGGGAAAGGAGCCCAGAGGUGGGCUCGAGGUCCAGGCCGGGCCUGUCCGCCUGGGAGCCAGGAACCCUGGAGUCUCGGGCGCCGUCCCGGGGGCUGCAGGUGCCUUGCAUCACUGGGGUGGUCAGCUGGUGGGGUCGGUGGGACUGGGGCGAACAGGAGAACCGUGGGUCGAGCCCCUUCGUCCACGCUCCGUUCUUGGUGGGGGGCGUGGGCACCCGCGGAGGGCUCUGUUUGGAAAUAGCCGCCUUCUCACGGGGUCGAGGCCUUUCAGCCCUGACUCACCCGCCGUUUUGUUGUGUUCCGUUUCCGCCCCGUGCGUGGUUUCCUCUCGUGGUCAGCCUCCGCUUCCUCCCGGCCCAGGACGCCUGGCUGCUGCAAGCCCGGGGCCUGACUGGCUCUUCUGGCCACGGAAGUCUUCAUGCUGACGCCAGUUCCUUCUUGGCAAUGAGGGCGGCGGGGCGCUGUGCGCGCGCUCCUGCUGUGCACCCUCUCGGGGGCUUCGCUCUUCUCCUCCGGUGGUUUUCGUGCCCUGCGCGUCAGGCAUCGGAGGAAGCGCAUUUCUCCACGUGCUUUGCCACGCACGUGCCCAGAACGCUCGGUUCCGAGGGCAGAAAACACACGGCGUCUACCCACAGCCCGGUACCGCUCUAUGAUUAUAGACCUGGUCAGGCCGGUCUCUUUGGCUCGUCCCAGACAACUUGCAGAGACGCUGAUUUGCUUCCCCCCCGAGAGGCACGUGAAUCAGCUGUGACUCAGCUGCAGACUUUGCUGGGUGACGCAGAAUCACUUCACCAAAACCUGGCCGCGUGCUCUGCAAACGUUUGCCCCGCGUCCUCUUAACAAAAUGACCAGGUCGUUCGGGGCGAGAGGCGAACUGUGUUUCGUUACUUUUACCAGGGGUCCCCUGUCAGCAGACACCUUAUUUCUCACGCGGUCUGCUGUUCUUGGCUUCGCGCGGGGAAACAGCAGCAAUGGCGGAGGAGGAACUAAAUAUCUGAAGGCACGUUUUACUCACCACCUAUCAGGUGGAUCGGCUCGUGUUCUAAACAGCAAAGCGAGGAGGCAGAGUUCUGACACUCUGGGUACGCGACUUGGGUAGAAAGCUCGGCCGUGUGGCUCAAGCAGGAUUGUGUGGCCGACAGCUUAUCCCACACUGGGACCGUGAGCUCGUCCAGAGGCCACACCAAGGACAGCACCGGUCACCCAGGCUAGACCCCCAUUUCCCUGGAACUUUCCAGAUUCUGAAAAGUGUGAUGGAAACAGAAGGAAGCCAUUGUUGCUCUCGCAGCGUGAAAUACGGCCACGUUUUGAGACCCGGAGGCAGCGAGUAGAACCACACGGAGUUGGAGUCAAGUCCGAGGUACUAGCUUCUCUCCUGCGGUGGUGUUGGGAGCUUCUGGAAGUUCCUUCUCCCUCCACUUGUGUGGUCUUCUGCAUGUGGUACGUGCCUGUAACUGCAACAUUUCUGUCCUAGCUUUUCCUCCUUCUGAAUUGGCAAACAAUUCUUUUCUUUGUUUUUGUUUUGUUUUGGUUUGGUUUUUGGUUUUUUGGCCAAAUUACCUGAAUUUGGUAAUGCUGACCUCACUCAAAGAGCCAAGACCGUUCCUUUGUGCCUUCAGGUCCUAAGAACAAUCAGAACUUUUGUACUUCCGUUAUGUGGCAUUACAUAUAGAAUAAUAAAGUAGCUGCUAUUGUAUAUUUCCGUUAUUUUGGAGGGAACCCCAAAGAGCCUUUGGAACAUGGUGGGAACAGGGAUAAGCCCGUGCACGUGCACCUGCCGCCUCUCAGAGCCUCACCUGAUAGUACUCCUCUGACCGUGGCGUCCCAGGAGCACCGCUCUUGAAGGCCAAGGCCCGGAGGGCGGGAUGCACUGAGUGGCUAAUCCAGGACUGGUUCCAUAGUUCAUUUCAGCGAGACGCCGUAAUCGCUGCAGUUUGGGAAACCCCACCUCGGUUCACGUAACCCCAACACGCACCAGGCCGUAUCUCCCCGGACACUUGGGAGAAACGCGAUGUGGCCUGACUAGACCGCGUGAGGGGUGUCGGCCGUGAACGCUCUGUGUUCCGAUCACACGAGGGUCUUGGGUUUCUUUGCUCUCAAAGACACAUGUUUGCAAAGAAGUCCUUUCUUACUCACAGAAGUGAUGAGUUUCAUGCCUAUCUAAUAUUUUUAAUCAGUGAAAAUAAAAAAUAGACAUGAGUUUUCAAAACCCCAUCCAGCUUGCUAUUCUAACUCCACCUGUUAGAAUAAAGUCUGACCUGGACCCGUCUGCCGGCAGGAAGGUUAAUGGGAAGAUGGUCCCUUGGACGGCGGUGCCGUGGAGGGGUGUCAGUGGCCUGUUGCCACUUCAGUCCCGGAUUUCAGGAAACGCCGACAGCCUAAACGUGCUCAAGAGCCUGUGACGUUCCUGUCCCCCUGUACUGGGCCGUCAGCGUUGGUUACGGUCGCUGCCACUCACCCGUGAGGGGAUGUAGGUGACGGGAAGGAAAGCGAAACAAAAGACGUAGGAGAAAAGCAAUAGUUUUUCUACCUAACGAGGCUUGUAGACGGGCGCGAGUAGGCAGCAGCUGCUCGGAGGGAAAGGGACGUCGAGCGAGUGAAGGCUAGAGUCCGUCUUGCACUUACAGUGCCUUUCCUAGAGAAGAAGAUCAAGGAUGGUCAGAUCGUGGCGGGUCCCAGCUUUGCCCGGGUUCUUCAGAAGGGGCACCGAUGGUGGCUGUCCUGGUUCACAGCACGGGCACCCGGGGCAGCCGUGCUCGCCUGCCGGGGAUGGGACCCUGCCCCCGGGUGAAGAGGACACACCUAUCUCUCAGGCAGUGGAGACGAUGUAGAGCGGUAAACAUCGCAGUCGGUGUUCUAACUGUUGGUUUGGUUUUAUGUGGUUUUAGUCGUAAUAUUGAUCGCAAAAUACCAGAUCGACAGAGGAUGGAGAGGUCUGUGUUUAUCAAAGAGCCAUAUGGUGUUUAGAUGGGGGACAACAACCUCAUUGUCCUGGGGAGAUCCUGAAGAUGGUGGGGGGCACGUGGGCCUUCUCCGUGGCCUGCACCUGGCCGGAGUUUCACAAGCAUCUUUCUAGUCUUCGGUGGUGGGCGAGGCGCGUCUGAAGGCCGGGACCGGUCUGCAGCGGGCCGGAGCCCUUCCCUGGCUGCGCACCCCCAGACCCCACGGCGGGCGCACAGAAAGGGGUGUGGGUGCCUCUCGGGACAGAGACACAGCUCACCCUGUGCCGCCAUCCCCACUCAUCCCGCUGCCUCUGUCCUCGUGGUGAUGGCAUGGCUUUCUCAGAUUAAAGGCUAUUCCCCCUUAAUACUUAAGAAAGAUGUUUAUUUUAAGCUUUAAAAAAACACGUCUCUGGUUGAAACCCUGAUGUGGGCCGUAGACUGUCUCCUGCAUUUAACUCGGUGGAAUGUUCACCUCAGCCCUUUAUUUUCUAAACUGUCUGGCUUUCUCAUGCUGCAGCGAAAUCCUGCCCCUCCGACUCCUUGACCCAGGACCCCUGUGGGAGGCCGGGCCCGGGGUUCCCUCCGGCGACCACCACAUCAGCUGCUCACCCCACACGCGGAGUCCUCUUAGAGACCUUCGAUUCCUGUGCUGCUGGGUCUCUAACUGCCA
Molecule: messenger RNA, 5463 nt
Organism: Prionailurus viverrinus (fishing cat)
Lineage: Eukaryota; Metazoa; Chordata; Mammalia; Carnivora; Felidae
Exons: 2
Coding region: 1197-2276 (359 amino acids)
Source: RefSeq, a predicted model, not a curated record